AUGAGCACCGAUGCGACCAUGACGUCGUGUCUGAACCUCAUGCGUCGUCUGCCGCCGCGGGAGGUGGCGACGAACGUGUACGACCUCACGCGUCUUGUACCGUCACUGGCGGAUGAGUUGUACCAGCGCGUGGACCAGCCGCUGGAAGUAGCGGUAGAUACCGCCAAUGGCCGCAAGUAUUUACGCUGCGACUAUAACCGCGACGAAGAUUCGUACCGGUCACCGUGGACAAACCGGUACGAACCGGUACUCGCCGACGGAAUCGGUUUUUAUCCGCCAGCAACACUGCGCGAGCUCGAAAUCCAAGCAAAUGAGAUUUUUGACUCGUAUCGGGAAUUGUACUACCAGGGAGGCAUCUCGUCCGUGUACAUGUGGGACUUGGAGCCCGCCGGCUUUGCUGCGUGUUUUCUCGUCAAGAAGGACGUGGUCGAGCAACGGUUCGUGCAGAACGGAUCGUGGAACUCGAUUCACGUGAUUGAAGUGCAGGAAACCAACAGUGAAGAGGGAGUGGCAAAAGGUGGCAAAGAAGCCACGUACCGUCUGACGACGUCGGUGUUGUUGACGAUGAAGGUGGAUCGAGCGGGACUCGGCGAGUUGUCGCUCGAUGGGACACUCACUCGACAGACUGAACGCACGAUGGCGUUUGAAGACCAAUUUGCCCAUGUGUCGAAUAUGGGCCGCAUGGUCGAAGAUAUGGAGAUUGACAUGCGAUCGAGCUUGGACGGACUGUACAUUGCGAAAACGCGAGAAGUGAUCAACGGGAUGCGGAAACUACAGCAGGGACCGGCGCUCGCCACUCCGUUUGUUGGUGAAUUGGCUGGCGCUGUGCUCAAGCACGGACAAAAGCAGCUUCCGCAGGGGUAA
Messenger RNA from Peronospora matthiolae, 864 nucleotides. The record is from the annotation of a GenBank genome assembly. NCBI's taxonomy places the organism in Eukaryota, Oomycota, Peronosporomycetes, Peronosporales, Peronosporaceae.